Messenger RNA from Bombina bombina (fire-bellied toad), 3352 nucleotides. Its product is annotated as potassium-transporting ATPase alpha chain 2-like. Gene Ontology annotation, biological process: sodium ion export across plasma membrane; intracellular potassium ion homeostasis; intracellular sodium ion homeostasis. Gene Ontology annotation, molecular function: ATP binding; ATP hydrolysis activity; P-type sodium:potassium-exchanging transporter activity. The coding region runs from base 84 to 3176 and encodes 1030 amino acids. NCBI's taxonomy places the organism in Eukaryota, Metazoa, Chordata, Amphibia, Anura, Bombinatoridae. Gene Ontology annotation, cellular component: membrane. The record is from RefSeq and is a predicted model, not a curated record. The transcript is spliced from 23 exons.
CUCACAUUCUCUUUGUUUAUCUGUAACUGACAUACACCAUUUCUUUCUUCACAUCAAAAGCUUGCUGAGAAUUUUGCUUGAAUAUGGAACCCCAGGAACCCCCAGAGGUUUAUACAGUUCCUGUGGAAGAAGAAGUCAAAACCAAGAACAAAAGAACACUGUUUAAGAAAAAAGGAAAUAAGAAUGAGAAAAAAGUUGAAAACCUGAAAAAGGAGCUGGAGAUUGAUGCCCACAAACUAACCAUUGAAGAGCUGGAAAAAAAAUAUUCAGUUUACACUAAUAAGGGUAUGUGCUCAGAGAGUGCAAAGGAAUGUCUGUCACGGGAUGGACUCAACAAGCUGACUCCUCCAAAGGGAACUCCAGAAAUUAUUAAGUUUUUGAAGCUGAUGGCUGGUGGCUUCUCUAUUGUCUUCUGGAUUGGAUCCAUAUUGUGUUUUAUUGCUUAUGGUCUUCAAGUAGCACAGGAUCCUACUGUGUCCAAGGACAAUCUAUGGUUGGCAAUCAUCCUAAUUGCAGUUGUGGUCAUGACAGCACUUUUUGCCUAUUAUCAGGAAGCCAAAAGUACAAACAUCAUGGCUGGCUUUAAAAACAUGGUGCCACAGCAAGCUAUGGUCCUUCGUGAAGGAAAGCGCAUAGAAAUAAAUGCAGAGGAACUGGUGGUUGGAGAUAUUGUUUCUAUAAAAGGUGGAGACAAGAUUCCUGCUGAUAUACGUAUAUUAGAAUGUCAAGGCUUUAAGGUUGAUAAUUCCUCUCUAACAGGCGAGUCAGAGCCCCAGCCUAGAUGUGUUGAUCUCACAGAUGAGAACCCACUGGAGACUAAGAAUCUAGCAUUUUAUUCCACCACAUGUCUUGAAGGGACAGCAUGUGGCAUUGUGAUCAACACUGGUGACCGCACAGUGAUUGGACGCAUUGCAUCAUUAGCCUCUCAGGUUGGAGAUCAGAAGACGCCAAUCGCUCUGGAGAUUGAGCACUUUGUCCAUAUGAUUAGCGGCCUUGCUGUGUUUGUCGGGGGUGUCUUCUUUAUCAUAUCCAUCUCCAUGGGCUACAGUGCCCUCAAUGCCAUUAUAUUCUGCAUUGGCAUUGUUGUGGCAUAUGUGCCAGAGGGUCUACUUGCCACUGUCACCGUCUGUCUGUCACUUACUGCCAAACGUAUGGCCAAGAAAAACUGCCUGGUGAAGAACUUGGAGGCUGUGGAGACUCUUGGAUCUACUUCUGUCAUUUGCUCUGAUAAGACAGGGACUCUGACACAGAACCGAAUGACCGUGGCACACAUGUGGUUUGACCAGCAGAUCCAUAAUGCAGACACAUCAGAAAAUCAGCAAGGGGAAAUGUUUGAUCAGAGCUCACCCACCUGGCAGGCCCUGGCCAGAAUUGCCAUCCUGUGUAACCGUGCUGAGUUCAGCGCUGGACAAGAGGAAGAACCAAUUAACAAGAAAAAGGUUAAUGGGGAUGCAUCUGAAGCAGCUAUUCUGAAAUUCACAGAAAAUGUUGUUGGAGAAGUAAUGGCGUUUAGGAUGAGAAAUCACAAAGUGUGUGAAAUCCCUUUCAACUCAAGCAACAAGUAUCAGGUGUCUAUUCAUCUGUCUGAGGACCCUGCAGAGGAUGGUUACAUUCUGGUGAUGAAAGGAGCCCCAGAACGGAUCUUGGAGAAAUGUAAAACGAUCAUGAUAGGUGGUCAAGAAUGGCCAUUGGAUGAAAAGAUGAAAGAUGAAUUCCAGAAGGCAUACAUGGCACUAGGAAGUCUUGGUGAGAGGGUCUUAGGGUUCUGUCAGAUUGCACUCCCUUCGUCUCUUUAUCCACCUGGAUAUCCAUUUGACACAGAUAAUGUGAAUUUUCCACUCUCUGAUUUGUGCUUUGUGGGACUGAUCUCUAUGAUUGACCCUCCUCGUUCCAGUGUUCCAGAUGCAGUCAUGAAAUGUCGCAGCUCCGGCAUUAAAGUUAUCAUGGUAACUGGGGACCACCCAAUUACAGCAAAGGCUAUCGCUCACAGUGUAGGGAUCAUCUCAAGUGGAAAUGAUACUGUGGAAGAUAUUGCAGAGAAACGAGGAGUUGCCAUUGAGAGAGUAAACCCAAGAGAGGCUCGUGCUAUUGUGGUAAACGGGACUGAAAUAAACGACAUGAGCUCCGAGCAAUUGGACAAUAUUUUAAAACAUUAUCAGGAAAUUGUGUUUGCAAGGACUUCUCCUCAGCAGAAACUACUCAUCGUAGAGGGAUGCCAGAGACUGGGUUUCAUUGUAGCUGUUACUGGAGAUGGAGUCAAUGAUUCCCCAGCUCUAAAGAAAGCUGAUAUUGGGGUUGCAAUGGGAAUUGCAGGAUCAGAUGCUGCCAAACAUGCAGCUGACAUGAUUCUUCUUGAUGACAACUUUGCUUCAAUUGUAACUGGAGUUGAGGAAGGCCGUCUAAUAUUUGAUAAUCUUAAGAAGUCAAUUGCAUACACAGUCACCAAGAACAUCCCAGAAAUGAUUCCAUUCAUGGUCUAUGUGAUCAUAAGUUGCCCAUUACCCCUGGGAACCAUAACAAUCCUUUUCAUUGAGCUGGGCACAGACAUUAUCCCCUCCAUUGCUUUAGCAUAUGAAAAAGCAGAAAAUGACAUAAUGACACGAAAGCCUCGCAACCCUCGAAAAGACCACCUGGUGAACCAGCCUUUGUUGUGUUACUCUUAUUUUAACAUAGCGGCCAUUGAAUCAUUCUCCGGAUUUCUGAACUACUUCACUGUGAUGGCAGAUCAAGGAUUUCUCCCAGGAACUCUUAUUGGACUUCGAGCUGACUGGGAGGAUAAGACUAAACAAGAAGUGGAGGAUAGUUAUGGACAAGAGUGGACAUACUCACAGAGGCUCUAUCAGGAAUGGUAUUGUUACACUGCGUUCUUUAUGGGAAUUGUGAUCUGUCAGAUGGUGAACACACUCAUUCGUAAAACUAGGAGGAAUAGCAUCUUCACCCGCAAUUUCUUCAGGAACAAAAUUAUCUUCAUUGGAAUACUAUCGCAGGUGGCUAUUGCAGUUUUCUUUUUUUAUUGCCCCGGUAUGGAGGAAGCUUUGCACUUCAUGCCACUUCGAGUUCAGUACUGGUUUGUGUGCAUAGGAUAUGCUGGUUUUGUCCUUGUUUAUGAUGAACUUAGAAAACUUCUGAUCAGAACUUUUCCUGGCUCUUGGAUAGAUCGAGAACUGUAUUACUAAACUUGACAUUUCCACCACAUUUCAAUGGGACAGGCUCAACAAUGAGAGGGGCCUUUUGUAUCAGAAGACUCCUGGACCUUUUUAGCUGUCCUACAAAUAUAACAUUAUGCACUGUAUAUGUAAAUAUGUAAAUACAAAUGUAUUAAAAUAAAAGUUAUUUAAAGUGAUUGGUUUAA